AUGUCUACCAAUGUGCUGGUGCUCUGCCGGUACCAGCACAUCUGGAAUAUCAAUCUGCGCUUUCGUCCAGCUUUCCUUGGUGGCAUAAUGCAAGCAACUGGUAACAAGCCCCCAGCAAUGUUGCCAAAGCGUGCAGAAUACUUGCUGAAGGAUAUAAAAAGGAUGGCAAAAUACUACCAAGUGCCUGUACAGAUUUCAGAAGGUGGCUUCCAACAUAUCCUUGGUACAAGCAGUCUUGGGGCCAUGCGCUUUAUCACAGCCAUUGAUAUGACAGAGCCACGAUACUUGGAACCCUUAUCUAGGGAGUUCUGGUUACGUUUUUGGUCACAGCAUGAAGAUAUCAGUCAGCCGGAGAAUAUAUUGGCAGUUGCCAGACAGGCUGGGCUAUCAUCAGAGCUUGCCCAGAAUCUACUUGAAAUGAUUUCAUCCCCUGCAGUGAAGAACCGACUGAAAGAGACAACAGAGGAAGCAAUAAAAUAUGGGGCAUUUGGGAUGCCUGCUGUUGUGGCACAUUUUAAUGGGGAACCGCAUCUCUUCUUUGGCUCUGAUCGUUUAGAGCUGCUAGGCAGCGUUAUUGGUGAAAAAUGGCUGGGACCAGUUCCAUCAGUUCCAGGCCCCAAGAUGUGA
This is a messenger RNA of Opisthocomus hoazin, 627 nucleotides long. NCBI's taxonomy places the organism in Eukaryota, Metazoa, Chordata, Aves, Opisthocomiformes, Opisthocomidae. The record is from RefSeq and is a predicted model, not a curated record.